GUCACGCCCCUUGUAAAAACGUGAGAAACGGCCUUCCUCUCGCAGCAGCUUACCAGCAAACUUGCGUUUAAUUUGAGCCAGACAUUUCAAAAACCAUCCAUAGCAUUUUCGCUUACUCUGCUCUCAGCCGUCACCAAACAAGGGCUUCUCAAUCUUCACCACACAAGUCGACGAUGCGUAGCGAUAGAUAGUCCGUUGCGGUAUUCGCAGUAACGAAGGAGGUAACCGCGAGGCCAUGACUCGACAGCAAUUAUUCACCACGCGCGGCCAUGUAGUGCUCGGCGGCCAGCUUGCGAGCUCGUCCGAGGCGGCGUCCGCUUCAUAUUUGCCCAGAACUGAUGAAUACCACUUCAACAGCGGCAGUCGCGGCGGCGGGGCCGGCCGCUUGUUGCUGAGGUCACCGGGUGUCACGGCGGACUGCCGCCAGCACCGCGCUGCGGGCCGACCGCUGGUCUUUUGCUCCGUCACAGCUGGGGGAAGCUCCGGCGGCCUCCCGGUGCCUUCGUCUUCGGGCCGUUCAGAUGUCAGCGGCAACGGCAGCGGGAGAAAGGGCGGCCAGCGGGGCUCUAACAGCGCUGACGGCAGCCCCUCGGCGGAGGGGAAUGGGCCGCCAUCGCUGGAGCGGCUGCCUGUGGCGAUAAAGAAGGGCGAGCAGCUGCUGCCAUACGUGUGGGACGGCAAACGCAUCAGCGCCAUGGACGAGGCGGCCAUUGCGGAGGAGGACGUCAACAAGGGGCGGCUUCGCAACUGGGUUCUGGGCCUGCAGCGGCGGCUGCACGAGGCCUUCCUGCCCGACCCGCGCGACGUCACACCGGACUAUUGGGACUGGCUGCGCUGGCGGCUCAGCCAGCGCUUCUUCAGCUCCACAAUGCAGAACUUCUCGUUCUCGGCGCUGCUCAUGGCCACGGGGCUGGGGGCGAAGAAGGCCUUCGCCGCCUCCGCCGCCAUCAACUGGCUGCUCAAGGACGGCGUCAGUCGCAUCGUGCGCAUGACUGUGUCCACCAGCUUCGGACAGACCUUCGACGCAGACCUGAAGCGCAUGCGCUUCAUCACCUCGCUCAUCUUCACGGGCUGCAUGGCCGGAGAGUUCGCAACACCCUUCUGGCCGCAGCACUUUGUGGCCCUGGCCUCCGUCAGCAGUGUGGGGCGGGCGGUGGGGCUGUCCGCGUUCGUGGCCACACAGCCCGCGUUCCAGGCUGCACUGGCCACUGGGGGCAAUCUGGCGGACCUCACCUCCAAGAACCAGGCACAACACAUGGUGAUGGACAUGCUGGCUCUGGGCGUGUCCGCCGGCCUCACCUGGCUGUGCCGCGGCAUGCCGCGCGGCGGACUGCUGCUGCCGGCCGUCAUGUACCCCAUAUGCGCAGCGGGUGACCUGACCUGCAUCUGGCACGAGCUCAAGGCGGUGCAGCUGCGCUCGUUGAACCGCGAACGGGCCGAGAUGGUGAUAGAGCGGUGGAUGCGGCGGGGCGGAGCGGUGCCGGACGCGGCAGAGAUCGCCGCCGCCGAGAGCCUGGUGUGUGCCUCUGACGUGUGGGGCGGCUGCCUGCCCCUCUCGAUCACGUCGCUGGACAAGAUCGUGCCUCGCGACCCCGCGGCCCUGCGGCGCCUGCUGCGCGACUACGAGGGCGAGCAGUACGUGCUGGCCGUGGCGCCCCUGGCCGCGGGGGCGGGGGCGGGGCCAGCAGGCGGAGGCGGAGGAGGAGGCGCGGCGGGGGCGUCGGGGAGGCAGCAGGAGCACGCGGGCAGCAGCAGCAGCAGCAGUUGCGGAGGAGGAGGAGGGGGGCCGUUUGGGUGGCUGCCCUGGAUGCGUGGAGUCGGUGCGGGAGCAGCAGCAGGCGGCGAGGCCGGGGCGGGGUCGGGGUCUGCGCCGCGUGUGCUUGUGUCGCUCAGUGACCGCGCCGCCCCCUCCGACAUCACCAAGGCGCUGCUGCAUGCGGCCUACCUGCGCAAGGCCGUGGUGGAGCACCUGGAGCGGCACGCCGCCUCGCAGCCCCAGCCCCACCACCACCACAAGCAGCCCCACACCCACUCCCACAACCACCACAACCACCACAACCACCAUAACCACCAGCAGCACAACCGCAGCCACAGCCACCCACACCUGCAGCCGCUGCUUUCCAGCCUCCCAGAUGCCGGCAGUGGCAGCAGUAGCAGCAGUAGCAGCAGCGCCGGUGGCAGUAGCAGCGCGAGCCACGACUCACGGCUGCUCAGCAAGCUGCACGAGGCCGGAGGCAGUAGCGGCAGUAGCAGUGGCGGCAGCAGCGGCAGUAGCAGUGGCAGUGCCGGCGGCGGGGUGGUGACGGGGCACACGCACGACCACAUGCACUGGGACCCCCACCACCACACCUACUACCACCACUCUCAUUUCCACACACACACCGGCCCUGCCUCCACCAGCUCAGCCGCCGGCGCAGCCGCGCUCGCGCCACACACCGCCAGCCUCAGCCUCAGCCGCACCCACAACAACAGCAACAGCGCCAAUAACAAACACGCGAAUGGCAGUAGCAACAGCAAUGGCAGUAGCAACAGCAACGGCAGUAGCAACAGCAACGGCAGUAGCAACAGCAACGGCAGUAGCAACAGCAGCGGCAGUAGCAGCUAUGACCCCGCGGGGGGCAGUGAUCACCACGACGUGCAACAACACAUGCAUGUGCGGCGGGCGGCGGCGGUGCCGCCGGCGCUGCCACGGCUGGCGUGGCGGGGGGAGCUGGCGGCGCGCCUGGAUGCGGACACGUGGGCGCGGCUCAUCAGGUCCAGUCGGCAGGAGGCGGCGCGCAACCUGCCGCGGCUGCUGCAGCAGGCGGAGCAGGCGGGCUGGAAGCUACAGCCGUUCAUGCUCAACACCGCGGAGCGAGUGCAGUUCGUGCGGCUGUAGCGGCGUGCUGUCCUUAGUGUGGGGUUGGACCUGGGCGGUCGGAGGCUGGAGGCUGGAGGCUGGAGGCUGGAGGCUGGAGGCUCGGGGGCUCGGGGGCUCGGGGGCUCGGGGGCUCGGGGGCUGCCACUCACCGCUGUGGGGCUGAGUGGCAGCGAGCACUGCAGGCGGCGGCCCUGGCGGCACCGGCAGCAACACGCCGCCAUGGCGCCGCCAUGACGGCGGCAUGCGGCCCAGGCGGCCCAGGCAGCUGCGGCAGCCGAGGCGGCCCAGGCGUGGUCGUAGAGCUGUCGGUGGUGGAGGGGGGCGGGCAGGUCUGGCGGCAGCAGUGGGGACCGGCGAGGGCAGGUGCGGGCCUACCUGCAGGGGCUCUUGGCACACGUGACCGUAGCGUGUGCGGAUGCGAGGUAUUUUUGUUUUGGAUCUCCCUGCGUGCGGGCGUGCGGGAGCGUAUUUUCCAGGCUUAGGGGCCGAAUGAAUGCACUGAAAUCAUUAAGCGCUUCGUUGAGACCAAGGCCGAGGUCUCGCCCACCAAGAAGCGCCGCGUGUGAAAUGUGCGUACAGCCACGUACUGUACACACGCGCACGUGGACGUAGACAGGUUGGCGCACUUCAUUUUUCCAACAUUUAUUGAGAUGGUGCAUGCAUUUGAUUGCGACGUCUAGACAGCGGCGCCGCGUUUGCGCGUUCGUGCAUGUAGUCGGGUAACAACGCAUGUGUGCUUGUGGCACGGUGCAGUGCGUGGCAUGGCAUGGCAACAUGGGGGAGCAGUGAAGCAGGUGGGGGAAGACGUGAGAACACGCGGUAACCAGCUUGCUAUCCGAGGGGCGAGUAAAGAAAGGCGUGGCGCGGCACCAAUCACGUGCAGUGUCGGAACCACCGGUUGGCAGUGCAGGGGAACAAUGAGGCCCCGAAGCGGCGGCCAGGGCCCCGCAGCCACCUUGAGUUAGGCAGUCGCAGCCUGGUGAUUGGGUGCGCGUUUUGGCCGGUCCUUACGGGUUCUUACGGGUGCGGUUAGCCCCCGGCCCCUUUCCCCCGUGAAAGCGGACAAGAGGCGCUGAACGGCUGAAGCACCCAAAUACCCAAUGCACGUGUCACGUACCGGAUACGGCUGGUUGUGGCUACUCAUUCCUUGUAAUGCCGUGUCAAG
Messenger RNA from Chlamydomonas reinhardtii, 4025 nucleotides. RefSeq lists its product as uncharacterized. Bases 236 to 2878 code for a protein of 880 amino acids. The record is from RefSeq and is a predicted model, not a curated record. The transcript is spliced from 15 exons. Lineage: Eukaryota; Viridiplantae; Chlorophyta; Chlorophyceae; Chlamydomonadales; Chlamydomonadaceae.